AUGUCAUCAAGAACAGAGAGAGAGGGAGGGGGAGAGAGAGAGAGCUUUCAGAAUGGUCAACUCUUUCCUCUCUCCUAGUUUUCCUCUCAUUUCUCCGAGGAUCAGAAGCAUGAUGGAGCCUCCGCGGAGCCUGAACAGUCCAGAUUUGGAGAUUAAUAGUCUGCAAUUGGACAACCACCGAGAGUCAGAGUCUGCAGACAGCGACAUCGGAGAUGUGGACAAGCUUCCAGUUCCUCAGCAAAUACACAUCAGUAACAUCACAUGCGAUUCCUUCAAGAUCAGCUGGAACAUGGACAGCAGAGGCCAAGAUCGGAUCACACAUUACUUCAUUGACUUGAACAAGAAGGAAGACAAGAGCUCCAACAAGUUCAAACACAUGGAUGUACCAACCAAGCUGGUUGCCAAGGUGGUUCCUCUGCCGAUGACAGUGAGAGGUCAUUGGUUCCUCAGUCCCCGAACAGAAUACACUGUGGCCGUUCAGACAGCUACCAAACAGCAAGAUGGGGAAUACGCUGUUUCUGCAUGGAGUGAGAUCAUUGAGUUCUGCACAGCAGAUUACUCCACCAUCCAGCUUAGGCAGCUUCUGCAGAAAGCUGAAGCUAUUGCUGGCAGGAUGUUACCUUUCACAGUUUUCUACAGAAACCAGCAGAGAGAAUACUUUCAGCCAAACAGCCAAUAUUACAGUUCCAGAGAUGUUCAGUGCUGCCGCAUGCUCCCAUCAGUGAAAGACAACAGCGGCAGCCAUGGGUCACCCAUAAGUGGUAAACUGGAGGGCAUCUUCUUUAGCUGCAACACCGAGUUUAACACCGGACGACCUCCACAAGAUUCUCCCUACGGGCCAUACCGCUUCCAGAUCCAAGCAGAACUUCUUUUCAACCAAAGCACCAACAUCUACUUUGGAGAUUUUUACUGCAUGUACACCUCUUACCACUAUGUCAUUGUGGUCCUAGCCCCAAGGGACUCUAAAGGAGACAUGUUUUGUAGAGGUAAGCUGCCAGCUCUAGACCGCACCAACAACUGCUUACUGAGCUGUACUGAGGAGGAGGACGGCUCGCUCUCCUUCCGUCAUGCUCAGGAUGUCAUCCUAGAGGUGAUCUACACAGAGCCGGUGGACCUAUCUAUGGGAACAGUGUCACUGAUCAGUGGGCAUCAGUUGAUGAGCUUGUCUACCCUUAAUGCCAAGAAAGACCCCAGCUGCAAGAUCUGCAACAUCAGUGUGGGACGUUAACAGAUCUUUAAUAUAGCUUGACUAAGCUGAUCUGCAUGUUAGCAAACAAAAGGAGCUCUAACUUUAACACCACUAGUGCAAACAAAUACCAAGCUGAAGGACAGUUUAUGCAUCGGCUUAACAUGUUCUACUGUAGGCCAGAGGCUUGAUAUGGUGAAAUAAAUGAAGAUGGAUCUAGAUGAAUAAAGAUACCAUGAAAACUGCUGUUUGUUUGUUCUGUUGUUUAAGGAUGUUGUUUUCAUAACCCUAUGUCUGGGGGGUUUUUUCAAUCAUUGGCAACAUAUGUCCUCAGAAUUUAACAAAAUAUGCAUCUACAUUCUAAAUCUAAUGUUUCUCUCCCUCAGAAAAGGGUCAGGUGGUGCUUUAAUCAAGCAGACAUCACAUUGCUGCUCUUUCCCUGAAGAAAUUACAAUCGCCUUAUCUUUUGUUCCAGAUUAGCUGUUUUACCAUAAACCUUGUGAGGUUCUCAGAGAGGGUGGGGUAUCUAAUAAAAAUUAUUUUUAGAAAAAACCUAUCAAGAUAACGCCUGAAGACUAUUUUUGUGUGGACAAUCUCAGAUUAAGUCCAAGGAGAAUGUUGAGGUGUCAUUUAUGUCAAUCCAUUGUGAAUCCGUAAAAAGAAAUGUUAUCUGCAAAUACGUUUUUACCUAUGGUU
Molecule: messenger RNA, 1882 nt
Organism: Cyprinodon tularosa
Lineage: Eukaryota; Metazoa; Chordata; Actinopteri; Cyprinodontiformes; Cyprinodontidae
Product: phytanoyl-CoA hydroxylase-interacting protein-like
Exons: 6
Coding region: 53-1228 (391 amino acids)
Cellular component (GO): cytoplasm
Molecular function (GO): protein binding
Source: RefSeq, a predicted model, not a curated record